GCCUUCUUUGCCUCAACUUAAGGAAAAUAGCCCUAAAAUUAUUUUUUUGGAAACAAAUAGUGAAACAAGAAGUUACUUUAUUUUUGGAAGAAUAAGGAAUAUAUCUAAGAUGUUCAAGUUUCUCCUUCUGUCACUACUCGCCAUGGCAGCAGGUCGAGACGAUUUAGAAUCAGUAUUAAGCCAAAUAUUCGGUUCGUCAACACCGGCAACCGGUAACACCGGUAGCGGUACUAACGCUGGUAACAUCGGUGGGAAUCUUGGUAACAAUAAUGGACCUUCUACUGUUAUACCGCCGGGAACAAAUGAUGUGCCUAAAAAUGACUCCUGUACUACUGUGAAUAAUGAAAAAGGCAAGUGCGUGAAGUACUACCUUUGUGACCGAAACGACGCUGUCUUCAAUGCCAGUACCGGUAUUAACCUUAGCGUCAUCGUCGAUCGAUGCUCUUCGUAUCUUGACGUCUGCUGCCGGCUGCCCAAUCAACAAUUUCCCGACAACCAAGAGAAAAACGAGAGUGAACAGGUGCCUAAUUCUGAGGCUCAUCGCUCUGGCUGCGGCUGGCGUAACCCUGAAGGGCUUGGAAUGAAGAUUAACAGUGGUACCAAUGGGGAAGCCAACUACGGAGAGUUUCCUUGGGUGGUCGUCGUUUAUAGUCGAUUUUAUAUAGACAACCACGCUAACCCAGAUGCCUUCUCCUACAAAGGAGUAGGCUCGCUCAUCCACCCAAGCGUAGUUUUGACAGCAGCGCACAUAUUAACAAACUACGAUGAAAUAGAAGAACCAGAGUUUCAAGUGCGCGCUGGUAACUGGAAAUUGUAUCCCGAUAACGAGUUAUAUCAGCAUCAGGACAGACAUGUGGAAUCGACACUCAUUCAUAAGGACUUUAAUAGCGGCAAUGUGUUCUAUGAUGCUGCCCUGCUAUACCUAUCGAGGCCCAUGGAGCUAGCACCGAACGUUGGGAUUGCAUGUUUGCCUCCACCGCGCGAACGCGUUGCGGGGGGCACACAAUGCUUCUCGUCGUGGUGGCCCAGGGAAUCUGGUUGGGAGGCAAUUCUGACGAAGGAGCAAGUGCAGGUCGUCGACUACAACAGCUGUCGAAACGACCUUCGAAAAACGCGCCUGGGAGAAAUGUCCGAGUUGCACACUUCUUUCAUGUGCACACGGGACGAUCGUAGUUCGAGUGUUGUUGACGGCGCGCCGCUGGUCUGUCCCAUUGAGUUUCAAGACGGCCGCUAUAUGCAAAGUGGAAUCGUAGCUUUGAAUGUUGGCAGCGAGGGGAACAUGCUGUACGUGGACGUGUCCAACAUACGGGACUGGAUCGAUGACAAGGUCAAAGGAAAAGGGUACAGCACACGAGAAUACUCUUUUAAUAUUUAAAUACUAGAUUUAACUAGAGAUGACAAUAACGACUAUUUGUCAAUAAUGAAUUAUUCCGCUAUGUUAUUUUUCAAUAACUGUUAUUAUAUUAUUUCCUGUUAUAAUGCUGUCAUGUCGUUUAGCAUGCAAUAUGACACACAUAGUAAGUAGGUAGAAUAAGUAUUAUGUAACCCAAACAACACUUUUAAUAACACUAAAAGGUUAGUUGGAAGAAAUGCCUUAUGGCAUAAACUCGCC
Hyposmocoma kahamanoa is the source of this 1612-nucleotide messenger RNA. Its product is annotated as phenoloxidase-activating factor 2-like. Lineage: Eukaryota; Metazoa; Arthropoda; Insecta; Lepidoptera; Cosmopterigidae. The transcript is spliced from 10 exons. The record is from RefSeq and is a predicted model, not a curated record. Gene Ontology annotation, molecular function: serine-type endopeptidase activity. Gene Ontology annotation, biological process: proteolysis. The coding region runs from base 110 to 1375 and encodes 421 amino acids.